Messenger RNA from Closterium sp. Yama58-4, 2532 nucleotides. NCBI's taxonomy places the organism in Eukaryota, Viridiplantae, Streptophyta, Zygnematophyceae, Desmidiales, Closteriaceae. The record is from the annotation of a GenBank genome assembly.
AUGCUGGGCACCGUUGGGGGCAGCUUCAGCAAGGAGAGUGGGUACUACGUGGCGCUGGACUUUGGGUCGGAGCAGCAGACGUUCUGGUUGCAGAUCGACACCACCACGCCCGUCUCCUGGCUCUCCUGCAACUGCACUCAGUGCUCCACUGGCUUCUCCAACGGCCCUUCGUCCCCACCAUUCGAACCAGCGGCGUCCAAGACCAACGUGCCGCUCACCUGCGCCGACAAGACCUGCCUCAGCAUGUCCUUCGUCUCUGGAACCGCAGCGGUGGGGUGCGGUAUGGCGCGGUCGCUGCCGGGGGACCCGGACGCGUGUGAGUACGCGCAACGGAAUGGCACACUGUCCAAGACUUACGUGAUCUUUGGCUGUGGCAGCUACCAAACAGGCAGUCUCUCCGGUGUCUCCCGAGCCCCCGACGGCGUGUUUGGGCUGGGGCGGGGCAUCCAGUCGAUAGUCUCCGUGGCAGCAGCGCAGGCCGUGUGGGCGGACACGUUCGCGCUGUGCCUGGAGGGAGAUCCGUAUGCAAAAGGCAGCUACGUGGUGCUGGGGACGAGUUUAGGGCCCACUGGCGCGCAGUGGACCACCUUCAUUGAGAUUGCUGACAGGCACGCGUCUCUUUCCGUCUCCUCACGCUACUGCACACCUCCAAUCACACCUCUCUCCAUUCUCCCCCCUUCCUUCACCCCCUCUUCCCCCUCUUCUUCUCCGCCCAGUCCCCUCUACUUCAUUCACAUCAAGGGCGUGUCAGUCGCUGGCACGCUUCUCUCCAUCCCUCCGCGCAACUUCCGCCCGCCCACCCCAACGGGAGAGGGCGGGGCCGUGCUCGACUCCUCCACCACCUUCACAGAGCUACCAGCAGACGUGUUCCGCGCUCUCAUCACCGCGGUGGGUGAAGGCACCUGCAAGGGAGAGGGCGGGGCCGUGCAGGACUCGUCCACCACCUUCACGGAGCUACCAGCAGAUGUGUUCCGCGCUCUCAUCACCGCGGUGGUUGAGACAGUGGGAGGGUUCACGUUCAGCAGCAAGGACUCAGCCGCCCACAGCCUCAUGUGCUAUAUCAACACGGAGAUCGCCACCAACGACCCUGCAGCGUUCUUCCAGCGCUUCCCAACCGUCACGCUGCAUCUAGCAGGCGAUGCGGAUUUCCUCGUCCUCCCUCAGACCUACCUCCUCGCUUCGCCACCUGACGGCCUGGCGUGCUUUGCGAUAGGCAGAUCACCCUCCCUCAGAACUGUGCUCGCAGAGUCAUGGCUGCGCAACAAGUACAUCUGGAUCGAGCGGCAGAAGGGCGUCAUGGCAUGGACCGAUGUCAACUGCACAACCAAUGAGCCACUUGUUGCCACGCCACCACCAACUUCCACCCCUGCUCCUCCUCCUCCCCCCCCCUCUCAUGCCCUACCUUCCCCCAACCCACGGAUCCAUGCGCCCUGUUGCUCCCCCCCCUCCCCCCCCCCGUUGACUCUUCCCCUCCCCCCGUUGACUCUUCCCCUCCCCCCGUUGCCUCACCGCCUCCCCCUCUUGCCUCUCCCCCUCCGCCCGAUUCCUCCCCUCCACCUCCCCCUGUUUCUCCCCCCCUCCUCCGCCCUCCCCUCCCCCCGAAUCUCCUCCGCCUGCCUUCCCCCCGCCCGCCGCCUCCCCUCCCCCCCUUCUCCCCUCCCCUUCUCCUCCUCCCCCUCCCCUCCUCCUCCCUCCCCUCCUCCCCCUUCCCCUCCUCCCCCUUCCCCUCCUCCCCCCUCCCCUCCUCCCCCUUCCCCUCCUCCCCCAUCCCCUCCUCCCCCCUCCCCUCCUCCCCCUGACCUCUUCCCCCCUCCCCCUGGCCUCUCCCGCCCCCCAUUCCUAAUCGCUGCCCCCAGCCCUCCCCUAGACCCUACACUCCGCCCCACCCAUGGCUCUAUGCGCUCACCACCUAUCGCCCCUCCCCCGCCCGACGCACCAGCCUCGUCCCUCAACCCACCAAGCCCGGAUUCUCCACCAUCCUCUCCUCCCGAGACCUGCACAGCUGUGUCUGCCUCAGACUGUGAUUGUUUCUUUGAAGGGAAUGACGGGUCGAUCCCCUCUUUCCCUCUCGCAUCUGCUCUUCCUGACUCUCCUCUCUCGCCGAAUCUCCUCUGUAGGGUGGGCUUUGGAGCGGAGGUGGUGUGCGGGGGCAGUGGAGCUCAAGUGGAUGCUAGCAAUCAGUUCUACUUCGUUGGCUCGUCCAACGCACGCACACUCUCCCUUCGCCCCUUCCCUUUCCACCUUUCCUCCUUUCCCGUCGCCCCUUCGUCCAACCCCUCUCCGUCCGCUCCCCUCCUCCCCUCCCCCGCUCUCCCCCCCCCCUCUCACUCUUCCCCCAAGCAGCGGGUUGGCAGCACGGACAUUCCAGCCGCCCUUGGGGUCAGCAGUUUAUGCAGGGGCAACGGUGCGAGUCACCUUCUCCUCAUGCAGCUCUCCUCCGCCUCCAUGCAACUUAACCUCAACGCCGGGGAUCCCACCGCUGCUGUGGCUCUUGCCGAGGACCGCCGAUGCGCCCUCUUCUCUCUCUCCUGA